CAUCCUCAGGGGCAUUGCAAUGGUCCUCCUCAAGCUCAAGUCGCGUACGCGAUCCGUCAAGGUCCCUUCAACCCUCGAAGUCCCUACCACCGCAACCAUUGAUGAUCUCCGCAAACUCCUCCACUCUCACACGCGUCUGAACGUCAACCGCCAACGUCUCACUCUCGAGAACAAGACCGCCCUUACCAACCCUUCCCAGACCCUUGAGGCCGCGGGCGUCAACGAGGGAGACAUCGUCUAUGUCAAGGAUCUUGGACCGCAGAUUAGCUGGACGACUGUUUUCGUUGUGGAGUAUUUGGGUCCGAUUUUGAUUCACCCCAUCUUCUACUACAGCGGUCUCCAGAAGCUCAUCUACGGUCGCGAGUUCGAGCACUCUAACGUUCAAUAUGCCGUCCUCAUUAUGGUCAUCCUCCACUUUCUCAAGCGCGAAUACGAAACCCUUUUCGUCCACCGUUUUUCCCUCGACACCAUGCCCGCCUUCAACAUCUUCAAAAACUCCGCCCACUACUGGUUCCUCUCCGGCUUUAACCUCGCAUACUGGGUCUACGGCCCCUGGGCCGCCAAGAACAAUUUGUCGCAGAAUGCGUUGUACGCGUGUAUCGCUGCUUGGGUCUUUGCGCAGAUUUCGAACUACAAGUGUCAUGCUAUCGUUAGGGAUUUGAGGCCGGCUGGGUCGAGGGAGAGGAGGAUUCCGAGGGGGUAUGGGUUCAACCUUGUUUCGUUCCCCAACUACUUUUUCGAGACGAUGGGAUGGACUAUUGUUGCUUUGAUGACCAGGUCGUUGGCGGCUUACCUCUUCCUUAUCGUCUCUUCUGGACAGAUGCUCGUUUGGGCCAUCAAGAAGCACCAGAGAUACCGCAAGGAGUUCAGGGACUACCCUAGGGGAAGGAAGGCCAUGUUCCCUUUCAUCAUCUAAAUGGGGUGCUGUUGUUGGUCGGGAAUGGCAAGUGUUCGGCUUUUCGCGUAGUGGUUAGCACCGUGGGAACAUUGACAUUGGAACAUGAUAUCUAGGCAGUAAUUGCUACAUAUAUUGCCCAUAUAUGUACAUGUCCCUCUCGUAAAUUUCCUGUCAUCAGAACUAUCGUACAUUGUUAACUAUUGGUACAUUCUCAGAAGUAUCUUAGAGAUCCUUCUUGAUAGGACCCGUCUUGGGCUUGGUCCACUUGUCGAAAUACUUCAUCCCAAUUGACAGAGACAACAACUGUCCCGCAAAAAUCGGAGCAUG
This is a messenger RNA of Saitoella complicata NRRL Y-17804, 1225 nucleotides long. Its product is annotated as putative enoyl reductase. NCBI's taxonomy places the organism in Eukaryota, Fungi, Ascomycota, Saitoellomycetes, Saitoellales, Saitoellaceae. The record is from RefSeq and is a predicted model, not a curated record. Gene Ontology annotation, biological process: very long-chain fatty acid biosynthetic process. Bases 20 to 916 code for a protein of 298 amino acids. The transcript is spliced from 3 exons. Gene Ontology annotation, molecular function: oxidoreductase activity, acting on the CH-CH group of donors; protein binding.